AUUGUUUUGGUGGGGUCCAUCCAUGGCAGGUGCCUGUUGGAGGACGGCGGUCAGAUCUUCCCAGAGAGAAUAGUGUUGUACGGGAUGCUGGUGGAGUCUGACACCCUGCUGCUGGAGAGUGCUGUCCAGGGCCAGGAGCCGACACUGGGCUUCAACAUCGCCCGUUCAUCAACCAGUUCACUGUUCCAGUCCAUGUGUUUCUGGACUUGUCCACUCUGCAGUGUAGACAUCUCAGUGACUCUGUAGAACUAUUUAUCCUGGACCUCAUGAACACCAACGCCAACUAUACCAACAGAGAUGUCAAGGUCCAGGCUAGUGCCUCAGGCAGGGUAACUGCUGUGCCCUUCUGGUACCAGAUCCACCUGAACGAGGAGAUCAGCGUGAGCACCUUCAACCAGGACUCCCAUUGGAAGCAGGCUGCUGUGGUGCUGCACCAGCCCCUGGCAGUGAGGGAGGGAGAAUGGGUACGACUGGCCGUCACCCUGCAGAAGAGCUCCAUCUCCAUAUCAGCCAGUAUAGAGGAAGGGGCUGGAGAGACCGGGACUGUGGAUUCUGUUAAGAGUCCGCUCAGUGACUGUCUGUGAUAAGUAGAUGUCUGGUGAUAUGAAAGUACAAGAGUCAACUUCAUAAGUGUUUAAAAGGAGGGAGCUGUGGUGCUUUUGAUUCUACAAGAGCAUCAAGUCAAGGUAUCACUCUGGGUUCUAUAUUGUGAGUGUGAACUGCAUAUGUGUCGAGGAGGGGAAGGGAUUGGACUAUGGAUUCUCCGGAAGCUCCAGCUCUAAAAUGACCCAUGGUCUACAAUAGCUACCAUCUCAAUAUGCCUUCUCUCAGGACUUUCACAAAGACAUUUACAUGUUUUAUGAUGUGCUCACCUUGAGACGUUUUGGUCUUUAGUGUGUUCAUAAUCUUGUUUUGGAAUGACGUCUGUUGAUUAUGGUUGCAGUCUUCAUUCAAAUGUUUUGUAUCAGCACUUGCAUUUUAUCUCCAAAAUAAUAAUUUAGAAAUCAAAGAAAAUCAUAAUGAACAAACAAGAGACUUGGUGUCACCUCAACAACAUUGUGUCAAUUUCUUAUUGACGCUAAGCAAAAACUGACAGCCACAUUGAAUUUCAUUUAUUGGAGGGUGAAUGUUUGGAACCUUGAGUUGAACUCUCAAAAGACACAGGUGCUGACACGUUUGAUGUAGUAAUUCCUCUGAAGGUUAAUGCUUUGUGACAAACAUCAGGUAAGGCAAUAGCUGCACACACUUGACACACAUUCCUGAUAGGAAGACGUUCUACUAAUGGAUGAAUGAAACUAGUAAAAGACUAUCAAUCCCUUUCAGUACAGUAAAUCACAACUAAUAUCCCUGAAAAGCUUAAAACAGAAAUUAGAAUGGUAAGUUAAAUGUCAGAUACAUUGGUGCAACAAAAUGUAUAUUUAUAACUAUGUAAGCAUCAGUUUAUAUUUAUAAAUGAGAGGCAGACGUGAAAUGUGUGAAUUACUUGAUAGUGGAUACACUAGGACAAGGCAUCUGAGAAGACGCUCGAGGCUGUUAGCGUUAAUGCCAAAGUGAGACACCGC
Molecule: messenger RNA, 1562 nt
Organism: Oncorhynchus nerka (sockeye salmon)
Lineage: Eukaryota; Metazoa; Chordata; Actinopteri; Salmoniformes; Salmonidae
Product: protein arginine N-methyltransferase 9-like
Exons: 3
Coding region: 267-584 (105 amino acids)
Source: RefSeq, a predicted model, not a curated record